This is a messenger RNA of Scophthalmus maximus (turbot), 3783 nucleotides long. Its product is annotated as protein phosphatase 1D-like. Gene Ontology annotation, biological process: protein dephosphorylation. Gene Ontology annotation, molecular function: mitogen-activated protein kinase binding; cation binding; protein serine/threonine phosphatase activity. The transcript is spliced from 6 exons. Gene Ontology annotation, cellular component: nucleus; cytosol. The coding region runs from base 173 to 1951 and encodes 592 amino acids. Lineage: Eukaryota; Metazoa; Chordata; Actinopteri; Pleuronectiformes; Scophthalmidae. The record is from RefSeq and is a predicted model, not a curated record.
GUCAUUACGUACAGCGGGACGUCCUGGAGAAGAUAAACAAAAAGGAAGGAAGCCUUCGGCCACACGAUCGCGGCAAAAUUGGUUCAAAAAAAAAAUUUAGGUCUCAAGCCGCCGUUAGCGACUACAUGUGCCAUUUAAACGCUUAGAUAACCACCGACCGGCGUGCGCAGUCAUGGACGAGGCGAUAGUAUUUCGCAUGAGCGCGUUCUCCGAGCAAGGGGGGAGGAAAUACAUGGAGGAUGUUGUCGAGAUUAAAAUCGAGUACGAGCCGACGGCGGCGCCCGUCGAAGAUGAUCCAAAGUCGCCGAGGCUCGGAGGACACGGGGAAGCGGCGGCUGAGGCCAGCGAGCAGGCUGCAGGCGAGACGCGCGGCGAGGCCGGCGUCGCCCUCGCCGCCACCACCACCACCACCACCGCCGCCGCCACCGCCGAGUCCGGUCCCGCUGCCGUGAUGUGGGUGGAGAGUCUGUCGGACGAGGGCAGCGGCGGCAACAACAACGGCGCACCGCCGGCGUCGGCGCCGGACGGGAGAGCCGCGGGGCGCGCGGUGGACACGCGCAAGUCCGCGGCGUUCUUCGCCGUGUUCGACGGCCACGGGGGCCGGGAGGCGGCGCACUUCGCACGGGACAAUCUGUGGGAUCUGCUCAAGCGGCAGCGCGGCUUCUGGUCGGGCGACCACGGCGAGGUGUGCGCCGCCCUGCGCAAGGGCUUCAUCGCCUGUCACCAUGCGAUGUGGAAGGAGCUGCCGGAGUGGCCGAAGACUAUAACCGGCCUGCCCAGUACCUCGGGAACCACAGCCAGCGUGAUCGUGAUCCGCGGGGUUCACAUGUACGUCGCCCAUGUGGGGGAUUCAGCAGUUGUGGUUGGGGUGAAAGAAAAUGACUCUGACAUCACGCUCCAGGCACUCGAAGUAACACAAGACCACAAACCCGAGCUCCCCAAAGAAAAAGAAAGGAUUGAACGACUGGGUGGCAGUGUAAUGAAGAAGUCCGGGGUGAACCGUGUUGUCUGGAAGAGGCCCAGACUGACCCACAACGGCCCCGUGAGGAGGAGUACAGUCAUUGACCAGAUCCCCUUCCUAGCUGUGGCCCGAUCCCUCGGCGAUCUCUGGAGCUAUGAUUUCUACAGCGGGGAGUUUGUGGUUUCCCCGGAGCCCGACACAAUGGUGAUGACCCUCGACCCCAAACGGCAUCGCUAUAUCAUCCUCGGCAGCGACGGACUGUGGAAUAUGAUGCCGCCCAAGAAUGCUGUGAAUAUGUGUUACAGCCAUGACAAAAUGGUGGGGCCGAAAGGAAUGUCGUGCGCCCGGCGGCUCGGAUGCACAGCGCUGCUGUUCUGGAAGGAGCGCAUGCUCCGCGCGGACAACACCACGGUCAUCGUCCUGGCCCUGCAGGAGCGCGGAGGGCCGUCCAUCCCCAUGCAUCGGGAUGAGAUCGUUGUUGACAUGGCUACUGGAAUUGACCACGUUCCAUUCCCGGGAACUACGUAUAACACGUGUGAGGUCCCACAGCAGAGUGCUGCGGUGAGUGCUCCCUCCGGAUUCAGACAGAGUUCCACGGCUCUGGAGCGGGCGUUUGGGCUGUACGAAGCGGCCUUUUGUGCCACCGCGCAGCUCCUGCCCGACGCCGACUCCGUGGGGGUCACACUGCCCGCCUCAGUCGGCUCCCAGAAGGUUUACGAAAAGCAAGCCUCGACAACCCAAAUGGACCGCGGCACCUCUGCUCCUCAGUCAAAGAGGUCUCGCCGCUCUCUGCACACACAACCCGAACUCGAGGGCCCUCGCCGUCUGCCCGGCUGCUCGCCCGACAAAGGACCGCCCCAGGCGGAGCCUCCUAGCAAAGCACCAAGCGAACAAUCCCGUGAAACUCGCGCCCAGAAGAGAGAACGAAGCUCCUCUGAGGAACGCACUGUCCUGUCCCAGCACCACAACGCAGCCUUGUGUGUGUGCUGAACUCUCGUCCCGACAUCAAGUGUUGUUGUUUUUUGCCCCUGAGACUAGAAAGAUAAUCGGCAUCAUGUCAACUUUGCGUACGUGCCAGGUGUGCGACAGGUAUUCUUAGAUGUAUACUUUUAUACAAAGUCCCGGGGUUUUUUGUACAUAUAGAUUGUAAAUGUGUCGAUGUUUUAACCCUCUUCUUCCUCUUGCUCUUCUUCCUACCCACCCCCCACCCCCCCCCCCCCCCCCUUGACAUUAUAGCGUUGGAAAAUUUAACAAAAUCAAAUUUUAGAUUUGUUCAAUCUACACAAUCUAUUUUCAUACUUAAAAAGGUAUGUACAGUAUAUCCAAAAUAUGUAUUUUGAAAACGAUGGAUUACUGCAAUCUGCUAGACAUCAGUUCACCUGGAGUGUGAUGCAUGCGAUCUUCCAGUCAUAAUUUUCUUUUUAUUAUAAACAAAUUAACUGUUUUAAAUUGUUUUGACCUGUUGGAUGCUAUAACGUGUCAUUCUUUCCUUCAUUAGGGUUUUUUACUUGACCAGUUUUAUUUUUUAAUUUUUCAAUCUGUCUCCUUAGAUGAAAUAUGCUACUAUGAUUGAUGGUUAGUUCCUAUCUCAGCUGGUAGCAGUGUGGGGUACAAAAAUAAUGGCAUGCAAUUGACGAGGAAUUGUCUGGGGGUAAUUAAUGCGGGUAUUGAUUUUCAUGUUUUCAUUUCAUUCCUUUGUUUUCUUUCCUCAUCAGUGGCUACUUGAAUACAAAUGUUACACAGCUAUUUGGUGAAUCUUAUGCAUAGCAUGUGGGGAGCUGUUAAAGGGGCAGUUCACCCAAUUCAUAAAAAAAAUUAAAAUAAUAAAACAGUCUCACUUACCAUAGUGGUAUGUGUUCACAUGCACAGAUGUGUGAUUUGGGUGAACUAGCCCUUUAAUUGUACAUGAUGGUAAUAUUGUUCCAUGACAAGCGUGUCAAACAUUUCUCAUCUGAAUCCUUGGGCCUUUUUAGCAGUAUACAUUUGUUGGAAGAUCAUAAGCAGAAUUAUAGGCUGUUGGCUGUAUUGGUUUACGUACUGUGAAAGCAUUUUUUUUUUAAUGUCUUCCACUUAAUUCUCAUAUGGUUUAUAUUUCCUACUUGUGUUUUUAAUCCACUCAAAAAACAACACCUCCUGGUAUGUGUAUUGCAUACAGUAAGUGCCCAUUUGUGGUUAAUAGGAAAUUGCAAAAAGGUCUAACGUGUUAAAAUGGCAGCUCAACAACUGUUCUAGCUGAUUUUGUUUGCCUUAUUUUUGCAUAAAAAGUGUCAUGGUUGCCUUAGCACAAAUUAGUUAGAGGUGCUUUCAAGUGAUAUUUUUUAUUUUUACUUUUUUUUAAACAUGUUUUGGGGUGAAUAAUCUCUUAGAUGUGUCGAUGUAAAUGUGGCCUUGGCCCCGGCCGCGACCGUUCGUCGUGCACCUUCAGUUCUACACCCCUGUCGUUUUACCAUCCACACCACAGCAUUCUUAUUAAACCGACUCCGUGCGGUUGAUGUUUUCCAGUUAUACUACAGAGCAGUGUGUCAAGUGUUUGUACAGUCAAGUCCAUAUGCAAUAGAAGUUUGUACAGUACACUAUUAUGCAAAGUAAUUGUUUUGUUUUUUUCUGGAGUCUGGCAUGCUCAGAUUUACUCUGUAUAUUGUGUCCAGAGAUAAUGGAUGUUCAUGAGCAUGUGUUGUGUUCUUGACAGUUACAGUACUUGUGUCUGGCGUCGCGUUCCCACGCAGCCAGUUUCCAGGUCUAUAUACACGUUACAUGCUUUGAAUGUGAACGGAUGUACAGUUUAUGCGUGUUGUAAUAAAGUUGUCAUUUUCCAAUUGCCA